AAGUGAAAAGCAGGACAGUAGUAGACCAUAACCUAAGCCUAAGCAGUUCAAGUUCAAUGACUAUAAAAUACAAUUAGAUUGAUAUUUAUGGAUUUUAAUUAAGGUUCUAGAUCUAGAGACUAUAUUAAAGGAUGUCUUUAGAAGGAACAUAUCAUGAUUCCCUAGAGACAAUAAAGAAAGAAAUCGCACAGCUCUUGAACACCAAUAGUAAUACACAUCCUCUAGCAUCAGCACCAUUUCAAAAGUUUCUAUAUGAAAGUAUAAACUUUCUAAGCAAAACCCCUGAAGUAAAGAAGUGUCUAGAAUGGUUUGAUGUUGUCUGUACAGCACUGGAACUUCUGAUCCAAAAACAAGAGGAAUGGGAUCACAAGCGACUGUCUCACCAACAAAUUCUUACUUACCUCAGCCACUACUUGUAUCAUUUGGUCAAAAUUGAAGGCACUCCCCUAGAAUGGUACCUGAAGUUGGGCUAUGCCACCUUAGAGUUCCUUGCUGCAUAUUCCUUGACGCCAGGCUACCAUAAAGACUUCACUGCCAAGCUAGUGUCCAAUGUUUAUGGGUGCCUGUACAACUGUGGCCAGAAAGCCAAGAAAGAGUCCCGGGCAGAGGAUAGCACACAAGUGUUGAAAGUCUACGAGCUCCUGCUUUUGGCAUGCUCUAUUCAGUGUAUGGAUGUAACUAAUGCUAACAGAGAUGGACUGAAGUCUGCUAAAGAGUUUUUAACAAGUUUAAUCCCACAACUGAGUCCGAGACAAAAAUGUAGCCAGAGAGAAGUGACCAGUGUUUAUGUUCUAGCUUUGAAGACUUUUACCCUACAGCAGAGAGAUGUGCAGUCAGAAAGUAGUCAGUCAUACAUGAUUGAUUUGUUUAGAUUAACCUUAACCCAGAGAAAUCUGUGUGAGAUGUUGUUAGGAUGUGAAGGAAAUCUAUACAAGGUGAAACUACCCAAAGUCACUUCUUACUUUCCCUGUGAUAGCGUAGAAAAGGUUAGGCAGCACAAUCAGUCAGUUACAGCAGAUAUAACGGAAAAUAUUGCACAAGAUAUUGUUCUUUCAGUUUUAAAAUUUAUUUUCAAACUGUCAUCUCUGGUUGAUGGUCAAGAGAAUGAAAGAAACAAGCCUUUAAAGUCAUCAUUGGAAUUAAAUUUUCUAAAAGAUAUACAGCAAUGUAUAAGCCGGCUGCAAGAACUUCUCUCUGAGUCCCACAAACCAGUCAGUAUUGCUAUUAGUGACAGCCUUGCAGCCCUUACACAUUUAAAACUUGAUCCCAAACCCAUGCCGCUUGAGGUUCUUCUGGUCAUCUACCAAAUGAUGAGUGUCUGUGUGGAAGUCUUUGUUAGAGAUGUUCUGUACAAGGCAGCCAAAGAAAGUCAAACAUCAUUGGUCUCCUCAAGAAUUUAUUAUAUGGCUGUGGGGGAUAAAACUAGAAUGAGUGCAUUGCAGGCGCUUUUAAAUCAUGAUAUAUCAGACCACAUUGUGGAGCUAGCUGAACUUCAAAAGUCUACCAUCAAAUCUUUAUGUAUUCUGGUCCAAGCAGUGAAAAAGAAAAAUAUUUUGGCUUUGUAUCCUAAUGGCAUUCAGCAAGUUGUAAAAAGUCUAGAAGACUCAGUGUCUAGUCUAGGAGUUUUUGGAAGACAGUUACGUCGUCUGGGCAAGUAUUCUGAUGUCAUAGAACUACUUUCACCACUGUGGCCAAUGACUAGUAUGGACCAGUUGCUGCCUCACAUAAGUCAUCAUGAAUCCCUGGCUGAGUGCUAUAGGUUGACAUCUCAACCUAACAAAGUGUAUCAGAUAGUAGCCACGGCAGCCAAACUAGACCUGUCACUGGUGACUGAGCAAAUACUCAAGACUUUGAUUGGACUCAAUAAACAAGAUCCCAAUUUGCCAAUAUUGAAGAUCUUUGAUAGUUGUAAAGAGGAUGAUGCUAAACAUGCAAUGUUAUUGGUGAGAGUUGUCAGAGGAAUGAUGAAAAGCAAACAAAGUUUAUUUCUGCACAAAAGUAUUCAGAAAGUAUUGAGCUGUUUAGUUAACCACCCUGGGUUGACUGUGAUGGAUAAAGCCAUGUACACAUCCUAUCUGGCAGCAGUCAAAUGGUAUUCUAGUCAUGAAAUGCAGGAAAAGAGGCACUUAGCAGAAGAAUUGAUGGAGAUGCUGACAAGAAGCUGUUCAGUGUUGAUGUCAGGCGCAGAGCAAAAGUAUGAUGAUGUUGUAGUGCAAGCUGUAUUUCUCUACUGGGAAAUGCUGCAUAGAUUAACUUGUCUAGAAAAAGUUAACACAGUGGAAGAGUCUCUAGACUCCACACCCACUCAAGCCCCCCCUGUGAGUACACCUAGGACUCCAUCAGAACCACCAGGUCCAUUAGAUCCCCAGACACCACUGGAAGUGCAGGGAACCCCAGAGAGAGUCAAGCUGGUCAACAGAUUAGCAUCCACCUCAACGCCUGUGUCCCGUGCCAAGAGUCAGCUAACCAAAGACAAAGGAAAGGGACGUGUAGCAUUGCCUUGUCAGGUUGAUAGUGACAUGCUGAUGGAGAAAGUUAAAGACUGCUUGGCUGUGUGGGUCCAAUGGUUCACAACCUAUCAUGAGGAACUCACUUCCUGGGAAGAUGGAAGUUUUAGAGCUAUGAAAAGUCUGGCAUUUCUUGACAAAGUCUCUGAAGUGGCCAAAGUGAACCAUAAUAUCCUCAUAGGUUUGCAGUCAGUUUGUUAUGCCAAAAAUCUAGCUUUAAAAAUGAAAGACACAGAAGCUGUCCAACGAUUAACAGCCAGGUUACUGUCAUUGAUGUCACAACUGGGUGUCAAAUAUCAGGAUGGAGUUGGUUUCAUUGAUACUGGUGACAAGGAUUUGUUCAUAGAAGAUGAUGUGUUCCUGUCAUCUCUAGGCCUUGGCAAAGAUGUUCAUGUUUUAGACCUUGUGUCUCUAGCGGAAUACUACUAUAGGUUGGGAGAGAUUCACAGAUUCGUUCAAGUGCGAGAUGUUAUCUUCGACUUGAUAGAAAAAUGUCGCGACAAAGGACCUCUGACCCCCAGCACCAGUACAGCACUAGGUAUCAUCAAGAGAUUGUCUGCUGAGUUCCACAGUUCUCCUCAGGCACUGGACUAUUGCAGUGAUCCUGGUCCAAUCUAUGAGUGGUAUCCAACAAUCCAAGUUGGAGAUUCUAUGAAGUACAUCACCAGUGUUGCUAUGUUUUACUUGGGGAAAGAUUACAGAAAUCUGGAAAGUAGAGAUCUUUGUGAGGACUACUGGAAUGUGGUUCAUGAAUACCUCUGUACUCUCCUUUUGGUGGGAGAUCUAUUCAUGUAUGUGGGAAAUAUUAAGUAUGCCAAGACUCAUUUUACUGAGGGGCUGAAGAUGUCUGAGUCUUGUCUUCUGGUCACAUGGAGUGCAUUGUUUUUGUCUAGACUUGCUCAGGUGGCACUCAACAGCUAUGAGACUACAAAAGAAGCUGACAACUUUAUGAAGAGAGCUCUGACUCUAGUCCAGAGAUAUUGUGUAACAAUGUCUCCGUCUCCACUAAUGCUGAAAGGUUUGAUGAGUGAUGAUGUCUUGCCAUGUGACAUGGGAGAUAAACAAGACUUCUGCUCUUCUUGUAAUUCACUUCAUGGAAACUUGACUAGAAGACGUCAAAAUCUAAUGUUGUGUUGCAUUAAGCCUGAUGGUAAAGAUGUUGAUCAAAGUGGUUUGACUCUGUUCUGUCACAGAGAUCAUUGCAGCCAGUGUUUCUUAGCACCAGUAGCACAAGUGGUUGCAGAAUUGAUGUGGCUACAAGCUGAGAUUUCCCAAAGAAAUGAAGGCCCAGGUACAUCAGUGCUUAGAUCACUUUCCACAGCCUACUGUAAUGCAGAAAGUUUACAAAAGAAAUGUUACAAGGAAACUGUCCAGAGCAUUUUGGAAAAGACAGGCAUACCGGUGAAUGUAGACAACAUUGCUUUGAACAAAAACUAUGAGUGGGUGUUAGAGAGCCAAAUCAGGCUGGCAGAAGUCUACUUCCACUUGAUAUAUGCUGGUGAGGCUGUGGAGGAGGUCAACAUGGACAGUGUGCUGCAUUUCUUAAAUGACAUCCUCCAAUCCAGCAAACUGGCUGUAGACACCAACCGGACGCGCAUACAUGUUGCAUCUGCCCAGCUGUUGAGAGUUCAUUUGAAAUAUAUCUCCACUCAGCUGAAGUCCUCUGAAGAAAGAACUCCAGAAAUCUUAGCAUCUGGAGAAUUAAUCACAGAUGACAAGAUUAUUGAGACUGAUGUCACUGAGGUGAAAAGUUUCAAAAACUAUUGGGAUGCAAAGAAAACUUUGGAAUUUUUCACACCUUUAGAGCCUGCCAGCACUGACACUGAAUCAGACAAACCUAUCUCAAAAGCAAAAGAUUUUUCUGGCCUAAAAUGUAUUCCUUCAACUACGCCUGCUUGUCGACCUCGACCCACAACUUCUGUCUCUCAAACUGAAAAACGAAAAACAACUAGGAAAAUUUACUCUAAAAACUUGUUCGUCUUUGAUGACUCAGAAAACUCUGAUACUGCUAGUAAAAUUGUUGAAACUGUAAAUCAGUCACAGGACUUAUCAGAAAUGGCGAAAGUAAAUCUAAACAAGUUGACUGAAAAAUCGAGUCUAAAAACUAAAGCAUUGAAUUCUCUAAAGACAAAAACUUUAUCUGUUACCCAGGAGAAUGCUGCUGAUCAGUUAGCUGGAAGUCUUCAGAACAUGUGCAUCAGUUCAUCAAAGCACACUGAAGAAAGUUUAGAUGAUAAAGGCGCUAGUCUGCCUUCCACUAAACUUGCAACUAGAAAGAGGCAGUCUCCAUUAUCAAGCAAACCUCACAGUGUUGCCUGUGAUGAAUGUGAGGAACAAGAGAAGCUGAAAGAAGUUAUGGAGGUGGCCAAACCUAAAAAAGCCAAAACUGGGCAAUCUACAAGACAGAAAAGUAGGGUGAAGAUUGAGGCCCCACCAAGUGAUCCCACUUCUGAGGAAUGUAUUGAUGUCAGGAGCGAUAUGAAGGCACAGAAUGCGGAUGUUGCUGAAGCUGGUGGGAUUAAUGUUAAGAGACGCAGGAAAAUGGCGAACCAGGAACUUGAGAGUGAGAAAAAUAGUGCAGUUGAUGUAGUUCUGCAAGAAAUUGAUAACAAAUCAACAAAUGCUGUUAAAAGAGAGGUGAGACCUAGAAGAGAGAGAAAAACUGUUUCAAACAAAGGCAAGGAGAAUGAUGACCAGGCUCCACCAAGAAGAGGAGGUAGGAGAAAAAAAACAGGGGAUUCUCCUGAGCUGGAAAGAGCAGCCAUUGAUUCAAAGCAUUUCAUUAACUUGAGCCCUCUGGGUGGCAUGGUGGUCAGAUCACCCAUUUAUGAGAAAGAUGAAUUGGAGGAAAAGCUUGAUCUGGAGAGAUCUUUACUGUUUCGAGAUGUCUUGUUAAGUGCUGACUCCAUAAGUUCUAAGUUAAUUAAAGCAAGACCUCCUAACAUUGAGGCCUACUACUCUCCUAUUGAGAUUCCUCGUGGAAGAAGGAAAGGACAGACCCAAGAAGAAAGCAAAGUGCCUCCAGUGACAUCAAAAGGAAAAAGAAUUUUAAAGGGAAGACAAGAGACAAAUGUGUCGGAGCAUAAACCACAUGAAGCUCAUGCAGAGAACACUGAGAUCAAGUCACUAGAAAACUCAUUGAAGAGGCUUCAACAUUUCCCUCAGUCUUUUGUGUAUAGUCAAAUCUCAAGGUCUUUAGCUGCAGAAGAAUUUAACAGGCAUGCAUCCUUAGAGAUCAAGUCCAAGAGUCGGUGUGACCAAGUGGAUCAAAGCCGAAUUGCUGCUUACCUGACAGAGUCAAUGCAUGUCACUUUUCGACACAUAAUGAUAAGAAACCUUGGUGCUAAAUUAAAGAAAUGUGCCAGAUCAAAGGUUACGUGUGAGAGAGAUGAGCCCAGUGAUUGGGCAGAACUUGAGGGAGAUGAACUAUCUUCAGAAGUUAAGGCCAUGAGUGAGGCACUCAGUAAACUGAAGGCCAGUGAUCAGGUGGACACCUUAAGCCACAGACUCAAAGAUAUUCCUUCAGAGUGGACUAUGGUUCAGUUGACAGUUGUCAACUAUGACCCCUUGAAUCCUGGAAAAGGUCAGCUGUUGGUGACCAGGAUGUCAUCUGCCCAAGAUCCAGUGACACUGGAAAUUCCUCCAGCAAGAUGGCUAUCACUAAUGAGAGUCCUAAGAGUGUAUGAAGCAGCCAUCAUCCACCAAGAGAAACUCUCCCCAGCAGAGUACUGGACUUACAGAUAUAAAAAUGAUACAGACAUGCAGAACUUGACUUUCUACCUUCAAGAAGUGAUUUUGGCUGGUCACAAGUGGUUCCUGCGAGGGAAGGUCAAUCUUAGCGAGUAUCCUUCUGUGGGAACAUUGAUAGAGACAGCCACCAGUGUCACAGCUGAUCAGAUUUAUCAACAACUUGGUUAUAAACUUGACCAAAAAACUCUCAAGGUGGUUUUUGAAGUUCUGUUGUGUGCACAUGAGCAGGAUGUUGAGUCCAUGCUGCAAUCUAUGUGGCCCAAAGAUGUGGCUGAUGCCGUUACAAAGGCUUUGUUGGAACUGCAGUCGCAGGUUGUCAAACUGUAUGGUGAGAGGCUACAGGUGACCAGAGGCCCAGUCAUACUUUUAUUAGACAAGACUCUGAAUAAGCUGCCAUGGGAAUGUAUGCCGGACUUGGCCCAGGAAACCAUAACCAGGAUGCCAUCUCUGAGUGCCCUGCAGGCUUUUUUGGCCCUCCACACAAUCAAGAGAACUUCAGGUUUCCAGCAUGGGGUGGACCGAGACAAUGUGGUGGCUGUCAUUGACCCAGAGACCAACCUGAGCAAUGCUGUGAAUGUUCUGCUACCCCAGCUAGAACGGUACAAGGGCUGGACUAGUUUAGUACAGAAAGCUCCAACCGUUGCUGACUUGAAGAACUUUUUAAAGAAUCAUUCUCUCUAUCUUUACUGUGGUCAUGGCUGGGGAAACCAGUUUGUGGGAGGAGAUGACCUUCAAAUGUUCCGUGCCAAGGCUGCAGCAGUGCUGAUGGGAUGUCAAAGUGGCAAGUUGGAUUACAAGUCAAAGCUAGAUGGGGAUGGAGGACCAUUGUAUUUCCUGUUAGCUGGCUGCCCUUCAGUGAUUGGCAAUCUGUGGCUAGUCACUGAUAAAGACAUUGACAAGUUGACAUCCAAGUUCACAGCAGAAUGGAUGGCACAGACAAAACCAGUUACAAUGAGCCAAAUACUGUCCAUUGCCAGGAAGGUGUGUAAGCUGCAGGGACUCAAUGGCUUUGCACCAGUUAUCUAUGGAUUGCCAGUGUUGAUGAACAAUUAGAUGCAUCAAGGCACUAUGUACUUUGUUUUUAUUUCAAUAAUAAAUGAAUUGAGCACUAUUUAAUCAUCCAUGUUUUCAUUUUUUUAAUCCUAUGACUUAAGGUUAGGAUGUCAUUAUUUAUUAUUGUCUUUGCUGCAAAAAUUUGAAUGAAUCAGUGAAGAUGUUUUGUUGUGAUUUGAUGUGUAUGCAAUGAAGACUAUAUACAUAAUGGUGAAAUUAUUUAUGAGCAGUUUUGUUAUACAUGUAUUGUAGUUAGUGAACUACCAAUUAUUAUUGUAUAUUAUUUUAUUAACCAAGAGGAAUUAAUAAAGCUUUGUGAACAUGAGUGUAGAGUUUAAUCUUUCUUUUCAAUGUGAAUAUUAACUGCUGUCAGUCUUGCAUAUCAUUUGGGUCACAGGUUCUUGGUGCAUUCAUCAGUACUGGUAUAGUAACUGAAACAACAGUUUACAUACUUUUCAUGUUACAGUGGUUUAAAAAAAAAAAAAGGUAACCUAUUUAGACCUUCAAUGAGGACAGAUGAUGUCAAGCUCUAUGUGGGCCUUCAUUUUCCCAAUGCAUGUCAGGUUAGAAAUAGAUGAACUGCUUAAAAUCCCAGGAUUUGACCUUAUUUUUGUGUUCUGAAACCAAGUGACAUGCCCCUCAUUUAGACAAGAUCAAACUGUGUUUGCCAAGUUACAUGCCUUCAUAAAGACAAAAUCAAAAUGUGUUCACUUUUAUCUAUUAAUAUGCUUUAUGUUGGGCUGAGUUGACUAAGCCAAAUAACAUUUUUAAAAGACAGGAAGUGUUUCAAGAACUUGGAAUACAUACAAAAUUUAUUGAUGAUUUGUCUGUGAGCAAGAGGGCACAUGAAUUAAAACCAACAGACAUAAUCCAGCUAAAUGUGAUAGAAAAAUAAAAUCAAAAGUAGUUCAACAUAGGAUAGAGAAUGUAGUACACUAAAUACAACCAUUGAUCUAUAAAAUGAUGUUACUUGUACUGCGAUUGCAAUUCAUUUCAAAUAAGAAUGAAGCAGUAAAAUGAAAAUGGAACAUUUUCCUCUUUAAAAUCUAAAUAGGUUAAAAACUUUUUAAAAUAUAAGAAAUGAAAAUGUAUUUAAUACAUGUUAAACUUUCUUAGCAUUAAAUGAAGGAUGUCUAAUAUUUUAAUAUUAUCUUUCAAAAUGUUUUUUGGACCAAACUCCACCCCAGAAACAAGUCUAAACCUGUGUACCAAUGUUUUUUUGUUUUUUUUUAAAUACUGGUAGCUAGUGAAAGGUCAGUAGACUGCUAUUUACAUGGAAAACAUAUACACUAGCUAAUCACUUAGUCAAACUUAUAACCUCUUGUAGUACUAAACUGGUUGUUUACACUUCUUGAUCAUCAUGCAAAAACAAAUUUACAUCUGUAAUUAUACUUUCACUAAACUUGGGGUUGGACCAAUAAAUCAAUAAUACAUCAUUAAUUUAGUAUUAGUUAUCUUUAGAAUACAGAUGUAUUAUAAUAUUUACAGUUUUUGGUGUGUACACAUCAACCAAAAUGAUCAGGUAUAUUCUUGUUAACAUAUACAGAAAUUAUUGAUCCAACAGAAGAAGGUUCCACCCCUUAUAGACAUUCUAUUUCAUCAUUUGACCAAGUGACUAUUUGACAUCUAUCCUCCUUCUCAGAGUAGCAGGUAGAAAAACACUAGGGCCAUGCAAGAUGCAACCUUAUAUAUUCAAAGAAGGUGAAAUGAUGAGAAUG
This is a messenger RNA of Biomphalaria glabrata, 9028 nucleotides long. RefSeq lists its product as uncharacterized. Gene Ontology annotation, biological process: meiotic chromosome separation; proteolysis. Bases 132 to 7310 code for a protein of 2392 amino acids. The record is from RefSeq and is a predicted model, not a curated record. The transcript is spliced from 34 exons. Gene Ontology annotation, cellular component: mitotic spindle; centrosome; nucleus. Lineage: Eukaryota; Metazoa; Mollusca; Gastropoda; Planorbidae. Gene Ontology annotation, molecular function: cysteine-type endopeptidase activity.